Messenger RNA from Rotaria sp. Silwood1, 3678 nucleotides. Lineage: Eukaryota; Metazoa; Rotifera; Eurotatoria; Philodinida; Philodinidae. The record is from the annotation of a GenBank genome assembly.
AUGUCUGAUCCACUCGACGAAUUUUCAUCUUAUCCGCCAAUACCAACUGACCGAGAUCAUAUGAGUUCUGAUCCAUCAUCAACAUUGAAUAGUCCUAUAUCUGAUUUUCGACGAAAUGAAGUUCGACGAAUAAUAACUGAUGAUGAAUCACAUAAAUCGAUAUAUCAUCAGCCGAGUUUAACAGCAUACAAUCCAAGUGAAAGACGUCGAAGACGUCAUCGUCGAUUACGUCAACCUAUGGAGUCACCUGAUAUGGCAUUUAGAUCGAUUCCUUCGAAUGAAACAAAUGAUUCAAAAAGUCCCGGUGCACGUGUUCAGUUUUUACUUGGUGAUGAAGAUCAAGAGUAUGAUGAUGAAGAACAUAAACCACAUGAUUUAUUUAUUGAGUUAGAUGAAUUAGUAACUGGUGGAGAAAAACAAAACGAAUCUGGUGAAUCAGUUGAACAAGGUUGGAAAGAAACUGCUAGAUGGGUAAAAUUUGAAGAAGAUGUUGAAAGUGGUGGUCGAUGGAGUAAACCACAUGUUGCUACAUUAUCAUUACAUUCAUUACUUGAAUUACGAAAUUUUAUUUCAAAAGGAAGUGUUAUACUUGAUAUGCAUGCUGAUCAAUUAACCGUUAUUGUUGAUAUGAUUCUUGAUGAUAUGAUUGCUAAUGAAUUAUUAUCAUCUGAUAAACGUUUUGUUGUACGUAAUGCACUUCUUUUAAAACAUGUUCAUCAGCAUGAAAAAGAAUUUCAUCGACAGUUACAUUCACAAGAAAGUAAAAAACCAUUACCAUUUACACGUUCAUUAGCCGAAUUUUCAAGAAAUCGUUCACAAAAAGAUGUAACUGCACCAAAUGUUGAUCAAGGAACAAUAGCAACAGCUGCCAGUAGCUCAGCUUUGACAACAAAUCCUAAUCAAACACCAACACAUUUUGUUAAAUUCGCUAAUGUAGAGCCAUCCAAAACACGAAUACCUGAAGGUGACGAAUCAGCUGUUGGUUUAUCGGCUAAUGAAUCUCGUGUUAAAAUUAAUUUACAUUUUAUGAAAAAAGUUCCAGCUAACGCUGAAGCUACAAAUGUUUUAGUUGGUGCUGUAGAUUUUAUUCAAGUACCAAUCUAUGCAUUUGUUCGUCUAUCAAAAGGUGUUAUACUACCUGAUCUUGUUGAAGUUGCAUUACCAACACGUUUUCUCUUUAUACUUCUUGGACCAUCUAAUGAACAUUUACGUUAUCAUGAAGUUGGACGUUCUAUAGCCACAUUAAUGGCUGAUGAAAUUUUUCAUGAUGUUGCUUAUCGAGCUCGCAAUCGAGAUGAUCUACUUGCAGGUAUUGAUGACUUUCUUGAUCAUGUCACUGUAUUACCACCGGGUGAAUGGGAUCCUAAAACACGUAUUGAACCACCAAAAAGCGUACCAAAUAAAGAAGAUAGACUUGAACGAAAAAAAACUAAUGGUCUUACACAAAUGACUGCAGAAGAACAUACCGAACAUGAAUUUGAUCCAGCAUUGAGUCGAACAGGAAGAUUUUGCGGUGGUCUUAUUAAUGAUAUAAAACGUAAAAUACGAUUCUAUGUAUCAGAUUUUACUGAUGCUAUAUCAUUUCAAUCUCUUGCGGCAAUUAUUUUUCUUUAUUUUGCUUGUUUAUCACCAAUUAUUACAUUUGGUGGCCUUUUAAGUAAAGCAACUGAUAAUAAUAUGGCUGCAAUUGAAAGUCUACUAUCAGGUGCCAUUUGUGGUAUUCUAUAUCAUUUAUUUGCCGGUCAACCAUUAACAAUCUUAGGCAGUACAGGUCCUGUGCUGGUUUUUGAAACAAUUGUCAAUCAUUUUUGCACAAAUCAUGGCUAUGAUUAUAUGAACUUGCGUUGUUGGAUUGGCCUAUGGACAGCAACGAUUUUGUUAAUUAUGGUUGUUACCGACGCAAGUUAUCUUGUAAAAUACAUAACAAGAUUUACGGAGGAAAGUUUUGCGGCUCUUAUUGGUAUUAUAUUUAUCUAUGAAGCAUUUGAUAAAAUGAUUGAAAUAAACAAGAAGCAACCUGUUCAAUUACAUACAACUGCUUUACUACCACCAGGUUGUACAUGUAUAAGAGAUAAUAUCGCAUUAAAUAGGACAAGAAUGACAAUAAGUGCUUGUUAUAAAAACAAAUCGUAUGAAUUUAUUGGUGAAUGUGGUGAUGCAUACAACAAAGUAUACACACCAGAUGUAUUUUUCUUUUCAAUUCUUUUAUUUGUAUCAACAUUUGUUUUGGCAUAUACAUUAAAAAAUUUUAAAUUUAGCCGCUUUUUACCAAUGGGUAUUCGUUCAAAAGUGAGCGAUUUUGGUGUUGUUAUAGCUAUAUUUCUCAAUGUAUUCUUUGACAAUUUAAUUGGUCUUGAUACACCAAAAUUAAGUGUACCACAAAAAUUUGCUACAACAAAAGAAGGUCGUGGUUGGAUUAUAAAUCCAUUUGGAAAAAAUCCUAUGGUUAUGUGGUUUGCUGCAUUAUUACCAGCAUUAUUAGCUACAAUACUUAUUUUUAUGGAUCAACAAAUAACAGCAGUUAUUAUAAAUCGAAAAGAAAAUAAACUUAAAAAAGGAUGUGGCUAUCAUCUUGAUCUGUUAAUUGUUGCACUUUGUAUUGGAAUUAAUUCAAUACUUGGUCUUCCAUGGUUUGUUGCAGCUACUGUACUUUCAAUUAAUCAUGUCAUUGCACUUAAACUUGAAUCUGAAACAGCAGCACCAGGUGAAAAACCAAAAUUUUUAGGUGUUAGAGAACAACGUUUGACUGGUUUUAUUGUAUUUCUUUUUAUCGGUCUAUCCGUAUUUUUAACAAAAUUAUUAGCUUUUAUACCUAUGCCUGUACUUUAUGGUGUUUUUCUUUAUAUGGGUAUAUCAUCAAUGAAAGAAAUACAAUUAAUAUCUCGCAUAUUAUUAAUAUUUAUGCCUGAAAAAUAUCAACCAGAUUAUGUUUAUCUUCGUCAUGUACGAACACGUCGAGUACACUUAUUUACACUUAUACAAUUAAGUUGUUUAGCUAUGUUAUGGAUUAUUAAAUCAAUAAAAAGAAUAUCAAUAUUAUUUCCCAUAAUGGUUUUAGCAUUAGUUGGUGCAAGAAAAGUAAUGGAUUAUCUAUUUACACAACGUGAACUUGAAUAUUUGGAUGAUAUUAUGCCGGAAGUCGUUAAAAAAGAAAUUGAAGAAAGAAAAAACAGUAUCAUUGAAGACACAGAUGAAAAUGGCAAGAAGACAAGUGACACAAUAACACUUAACAAUGGUGAAAUUCGUAUACCAGUUGGUCAUGGUCAAGUAAUGAAAGUACCAACAGAAAAUGUUAAAAUAGAUACAUCAACAGGUGUGAUAAACUUUUCUGAAGAAGUUGGUAAAACAUUUCUAUGGAGAUCAAUAGCUACAACAAAAGAUAAAGAACCAUCGUCUGAAGGAAAAUUGCACACUCCAAAACAACCAACUACUGAUAAACCAUCACGUGGAUCAGCUUUAAAGAAAAGAAUUCGUAAAUUAAGUAUAAGUAUACUUGGUCCAGAUGAAGAUCGACCAUUAGUAACUGCAACUAAUGAGGUACCACUGAAUCCAAUAAAUCAACAAUUACCAUCAAUUGUAAUUGAACAAACAGAAAAAUCAAGACCAAAUGAUAAUGCUGAACAACGUCAACGAACUAGCUCAACUACGAGCAAUAAUAAUGACACAACAAAAAUGUGA